This is a messenger RNA of Exaiptasia diaphana, 1208 nucleotides long. Its product is annotated as allantoinase, mitochondrial. The record is from RefSeq and is a predicted model, not a curated record. Gene Ontology annotation, molecular function: allantoinase activity; zinc ion binding; cobalt ion binding. Gene Ontology annotation, cellular component: cytoplasm. The coding region runs from base 144 to 1208 and encodes 354 amino acids. Gene Ontology annotation, biological process: purine nucleobase catabolic process; allantoin catabolic process. The transcript is spliced from 9 exons. NCBI's taxonomy places the organism in Eukaryota, Metazoa, Cnidaria, Anthozoa, Actiniaria, Aiptasiidae.
UCGUAAUAAAAAGUUCACGAAUCGUUUUGAAAGAUAAAAUUCAUUCUGGUUGUGUUGAGGUUCACAAUGGGAAGAUUACAGCUGUUGAGGACACCUUUGAUGCGUCCAAGUAUAACAACAUAAAGGUAAUAGAUGCUGGAGACAUGGUGGUUAUGCCUGGGAUUGUCGAUAGUCAUGUCCAUAUAAAUGAGCCAGGAAGAACUCAAUGGGAAGGAUUUGAGACUGCAACGCAAGCUGCGGCAUCUGGUGGAAUAACAACAGUUGUUGACAUGCCUCUGAAUUCAAUUCCACCAACGACCACAAUGGAUGGUUUCCAACRAAAGCUUGCAAGUGCMCAAGGRAAGUGUUGGGUGGAUAUUGCAUUCUGGGGAGGWGUUGUCCCAGGCAAUCAGGCUGAGCUUAAGCCGAUGAUGAAGAAAGGAGUUUGUGGCUUCAAGUGCUUUCUCAUUCACAGUGGAGUUGACGAGUUCCCACAUGUUGUAGAAAGUGAUGUCUGUCAAGCCUUGGAGCUAAUGAAAGAUUCUAAUUCUGUUCUUUUGGUAAUAAAAAGUCAACGCAAACUUAGAUACGAUUAUCCUNUUCUGAAAAAUAUGGGUAGGUUCAAGUUAUUGCUUGUAUUACGGUGUAGAUUACCUUCAAACAUURAAAUYUUUUGUUUSCYAACUAGUGUUCAUUGUCAYAUUGUUCAYYUGUCUUCGGCAAGUGCUCUUGGCUCCAUACGGAAAGCAAGGGCUGCUGGGAUACCUCUAACAAUAGAGACAACUCAUCAUUAUUURUCGCUAACUUCUGAGGACGUCCCUGACUGUGCAACUCAGUUUAAAUGCUGCCCUCCAAUCAGAAACAAGGAUAAUCAGAAUGCAUUAUGGGAUGCUUUGAGGUUAGGUGACAUUGAUCUUGUUGUGUCUGAUCAUUCACCUUGCACCCCAGACCUAAAGGUCAUGGAAGAGGGGGAUUUCAUGCGAGCAUGGGGAGGGAUUUCAUCUCUGCAAUAUGGGCUUUCACUCUUUUGGACUGGAGCAAAAGAUAGAGGUUUCACCCUACAUGACGUUGUUCGCGUGUUAUGUGAACAGCCAUCUAAACUCUGCCAUUUGGAUAAUCAAAAAGGAUAUAUAGCUGUUGGUAUGGAUGCCGACUUUGUGAUAUGGGACCCAGAAGCACAGUUUCAGGUGAACAAGACUCAAAAUAAACAUCGUAAUAAGGCUAUCUAA